Messenger RNA from Fomitopsis serialis, 1286 nucleotides. Its product is annotated as armadillo-type protein. The record is from RefSeq and is a predicted model, not a curated record. The transcript has 8 exons. Gene Ontology annotation, cellular component: eukaryotic translation initiation factor 4F complex. The coding region runs from base 249 to 1283 and encodes 344 amino acids. NCBI's taxonomy places the organism in Eukaryota, Fungi, Basidiomycota, Agaricomycetes, Polyporales, Fomitopsidaceae. Gene Ontology annotation, molecular function: protein binding; mRNA binding; translation initiation factor activity.
GGAACGAGGCUCACGUAUCCUCAUGCUUGCACCCGUUGCAUACCCUCGAUAUGAGAGGAAAUGGUACUCAGGAUCGUUUUCGGAGGUGCUUGAAAGCUGCCGUAACCAACUCUUCCUGAUUGAUCACAUGAAGACAGCGCAGCCCUAGAGGCUGUGAGCCUGUGAACACGUCAUGCUGACUUCGCUGCGGACGCCGUCCACGAUCGCUCUGUUAGAGCUCGUAUAGGAGAACGCACAUCCGUGACGCGAUGGAGGAGCAAUUCGCGUCGUUAUCUGUGGAACCUGCGGCCGCCGGGUCGCCCGAGGGAGAGUCCCCGUCCGCGAGCCAACCGCUAGUUGCGCCUCUCCAGCCUCGCGCGGGCAGGCGACUUCCGACAGAGAUCAUCGCAGCUGCCUGCCCAAUGCGGGUCGACAGAACCGUCCACGCGCUGCUGAACGUACUCACGACGGAGCGCUUCGACCCCGGGCCGGUCUCAGACGAGAUCAUUGCGUGGGCGAACAAGUCAGAGCACGAGGAGGAUGGUCGCUCGCUCAUCCAGGUCAUUCGGCUCGUGUACAAUGCGGCGAUCAGCAAUCCCACUUCGUCAAAGGUGUACGCACUCCUGUGCCGACGGAUGAUGGAGGGGAUCAGCUCUAAGGUUCAGGAUGAUGGCAUCAGGGAUGCGUGGGGCAGGCCUAUAGCGGGCGGGCAGCUCUUCCGCAAAUACCUGCUGAACCGGUGUCAGGAGGACUUCGAGCGCGGUUGGGCCGCCCAUUCUACCGCUGAGAACGACCAAUCGCACGACACAGCUCCACGCACGAACGAGGACUACCCUGCGCGAUGGACAGCAAGGCGGCUGGGGCUUGGUUUGAUCAAGUUCAUGGGCGAGCUAUUCAACGUGCAGGUGCUUACGGAGCGUAUUAUGCACGAGUGUGUGAAGAAAUUCCUAAGGAACAUAGAUAACCCCGAGGAGGAGGAAAUUGAGAGCUUAUGCAUGCUUCUCACCACCGCCGGCGCGCUGCUUGACAUACCGAAGGCCCGUCUCCACAUGGAUGUCUACUUCGAGCGAAUUCGAGGGCUGACGAGAAACCCGAACGUCAGCCCCCGCAUGCAAGCAAUGCUCCAGAAUGUCAUUGAACUGCGUGAACGGGAGUGGGCUCCUGUUGACCAGGAUGUCACGCCUCACUCAGUCGCGCUGCAGAUGCCAGUGGCCGGUCUUUUGGUGGCCACACUAGUUCGCGCGCGGUGGGUGACCUUGACUCACUUCAACAAGCCAAAUAGACUACUGACAUUUGGGCCGUAGGGU